AUGAACUCUACCUUGGAUGGUAAUCAGAGCAGCCACCCUUUUUGCCUCUUGACAUUUGGCAAUUUGGAAACUGUCGAUUUUUGCCUUUUGGAAGUAUUGAUUAUUGUCUUUCUCACUGUAUUGAUUAUUUCUGGCAACAUCAUUGUGAUUUUUGUAUUUCACUGUGCACCUUUGUUGAACCAUCAUACUACAAGUUAUUUUAUUCAGACUAUGGCAUAUGCUGACCUGUUGGUUGGGGUCAGCUGCCUGGUCCCUUCUUUAUCACUCCUCCACUACCCCCUUCCAGUGGAGGAGUCUUUGACUUGCCAGGUAUUCGGUUUUGUAGUAUCUGUUCUGAAGAGUGUCUCCAUGGCCUCUCUGGCCUGUAUCAGCAUCGAUAGAUAUAUUGCCAUCACUAAACCUUUAACCUAUAAUACCCUGGUUACGCCUUGGAGACUACGUGUUUGUAUUUUCCUGAUUUGGCUAUAUUCCACCCUGGUCUUCCUGCCUUCCUUUUUCCACUGGGGCAAACCUGGAUAUCAUGGAGAUGUGUUUCAGUGGUGUGCAGAGUCCUGGCACACCGACCCCUACUUCACCCUCUUCAUCGUGGUGAUGUUGUAUGCCCCGGCAGCCCUUAUUGUGUGCUUCACCUAUUUCAACAUCUUCCGCAUCUGCCAACAGCACACAAAGGAGAUCAGCGAAAGGCAAGCCCGCUUCAGCAGCCAGAGUGGGGAGACUGGGGAGGUACAGACCUGUCCCGAUAAGCGCUAUGCCAUGGUCCUGUUCCGAAUUACUAGUGUAUUUUACAUCCUCUGGUUGCCAUACAUCAUCUACUUCUUAUUGGAGAGCUCCACUGGCCACAGCAACCGCUUCGCCUCCUUCUUGACCACCUGGCUUGCUAUUAGUAACAGUUUCUGCAACUGUGUCAUUUAUAGUCUCUCCAACAGUGUCUUCCAAAGGGGACUAAAGCGCCUCUCAGGGGCCAUGUGUACUUCUUGUGCAAGUCAGACCAUAGCUAAGGACCCUUACACAGUUAGGAGCAAAGACCCCCUUAAUGGAUGUCAUAUCUAAAGUGGUUCAGACACUGAGUCACUGUGGGGUGUGUGUGUGUGUGUGUGUGUGUGUGUGUUUCCUUUUUAUCUCUGUAUUCCUAGUUCACUAGGAAAUCUGGGACAAAAUAAUUAGACUCUAAGCAAUAGCAAACAAAUGAUCCGUCGAAAAUACCUUCUAAGUUUGCAGAAAUUAUUUUCUAAAAAGUGUUUUGGCAUCAGGAGAAUCAGGACUGUGAAGAUAAAUUGCUCGUGGUUCCAGUUUUUGUAAUGUCAUGGAAAGGACUACAUUUUUAAGAUUUAAAAUAAAUAAAGCCAUAUCUAACACCUCUCUUCAGCGGGCAUGACUGAACCUGGGUGUGAAAAGCGUCAGCAUUUUUAAAAAGUCGUUUUCUUGUCGCUUUUCUGGGUUCUUUCCAGCUGUUUGGGCUGCAUAUGCAAUUGAAUUAUUUUAAUGGGGAAUAUUAAAAACCCGUGAUGAAUUAACAGGAUAUAAAAUUUUUCUUUAUAUAUGCCAAAGUAAAACUGUGCUGCAAGUUUCAGCACUGUCAUUUAGAAAGCCAAAUGUUUUACGUUUUAUGUCUUAUUCUCAUGAGAGAAUUCUCAGUACAGUGAAUAAUGUGAACACCUAAACACUAAUUUUAAAAUUUUGCAGUGCACCAUAAAUGAAGCAAAAGUGCAGUCAAAUCAUAUAAUUUUUAUGAAAAGUUGAGCUGCUCCCUGUGCCAUGCUUCAUGGAGAUCUAAAGAACUGUGUGCAUAGAAAGUGAUUGUGUGGUAGUGUUUUUGCCCAUGCCUUUGUGUAUGUGUGUAUUGACAAUAUUUGAAUUUAGAUUACUCUUUACAGCAAAGUGUGUUUUAAUAAGCUGAAAAACAAAUGAUAGGUUAAUUGCUGCCAUUCUUUUGAUAAUGGUGGAAACAUAUAAAAGUAAAUCUUUAGUCUUCUCUUUUUUUUAUCCAGAGACUUUUGAAAUAUAAGACUAUCUGGGAGAAAGGUGUCCUAAGCAACUGAAUGAGAAAAUAUACUGUAUAUUUAACUAAUACAUUUAUAAAAUAGAAGGUGAUUGAGAUGUUAUCUUUGUGGUUAAAUGGCAUCAACAAAGUAGCAUCUAAUUGUUUUUAAAAGCAAUCUUUUUUAGUGUUAAGGAAUGCACAUUUGAAUGAGAGAAGGAGAAUGAGAAAGAGAAGCGCAAUAAAGGACUUCUUUAUUGCGCUUCUCUUUCUGGAAAAGAAAUCCUUUGAUAUAACAGUUCUUUACUUAGUCUUUCUUUUUUUUAAGUCAAAGUACUAGCAAAAUCUGUAGGAUGUUAUUACUGUUACUCUGUAGAAUUAUCGAUAGUGCUGUGUAUUUGCAUGUACUAGUGAUGUUUUCUUCAAGUGAUUAUCUUUAGAACAAGAAGUUUAUUUUUCUAAAAGGAGAGAAGGAUUUCCCAGCAGCUCCAAGCAUGAGAGUAUUUCCUCUGCUUUUCAACUGGUUUUAAUGUUUUGGAAGUCUUCAGGAGGACUUAUGUGAUCUCUCUGCCUUUGGCUAGAUGUUAUAAUCUUAAUACAACAAUGGUAUUCAGUGAGAUGGAAGAAACCCAAGGGAAAUGGGUUAAAGUGAAGUUUUGAAUCCAAGAAAGGACAUGGAUAUUUAUAAAACAGGGAGAUAGGCUUUGGGUUUUUUGUCAUAUAUUAGAAAACCUACUGCCUCCUUUUAAAAUAAAGGGCAGCAUUCUUAUGAUUUUAGGUUUUAGAUAUCAGUUUGAUUUUAACCUCAAAUGUGUGUUCUACUUCCAACUGCUUAAUUGUAAGUGAAUCAGUAUUACAUAAACAUUGAAAUUUCAGAUUCUGAAUUCUUCCCAAAAACUUGCUUACUCUUUAUAUUUACUAUUAGAAAAUUUGAUUCCAAGCUGUUUCAAUAUUUAGAACUCAUUGAAAUUGCAAGUUAUUUUAACAAUGAGUGGCUCUGUUAAAUUGCCAUUUGAAUUGGAAAACCUUUUCCCUUGGAUUCUGAAAAAUGGUUCUGUACAUUUCUCCUUUAUUUACAUGGCACAGAUCUAAAAAAACCAAAAUUCCCUUUUCAUAUAUGUUGGGGAAUGUAACCUGUUCAGAUUUGCAGUUUGCUUGUGAGUUUUUAGUUUAGCAAAGAUUAGAAUCUUAAAGAUUAUUUUUUGUAGAAAACUGAUGUUAAAUCAGUGGAUUUUUAGGUUUGGGGGUUCUGAGCCCUUUUAAUUUUUUCCUGCAGUGGAGUUCCAUCUUGUGAGAAAAGAGAAAACUCUUUGGGAAAGAUCUUAUGGAAAUUUUAUGGAAAGGAGAAAAUAUCUGUUUGAUUCUCUGGAAGUGGGCUAAUCAAGCUGAUCUUUUAAUGACUCAAAAGAUAACUCUUUUAAUAAGAGCUUUUGUUAACAGAUUUUUAUUUUUUUGUCCUAGUACCAAAUUUAGAUGUUAUUAGAAAUAUUUUUUUCACAUUAAAAUCUCUGUCAAUGUCUCAACCUAAAACUAAAGUAGAAACUAAGUACGUAUAAUAAUUUUAAAGAAAAAUUCCCCCACUCCCCCAGCUGAUACUUGUUUAAUAUCAGAUGUCUUUCUAGUUUAUAUUGUCUUCAUUGGACUAUAGAAAGUCUGCGUUUUCUUCCACUUAUCAGUUCUUUUCUCACAUUCAUUGUCUUUACUGUUUUUUAAUUUUUAUUUUCUUAUGUUUGUGCAUGUUGGGGGAGAGGGGAUGAGCCUGAAUAUAAUCAUUCAAUCAUCGGUGGCUAGGAGCAUAUUCUAUGUGAUACAUCUGGACAGUUUGUAUUUAAAUAACCUUUUCAUCCUGGCAUGUUUAGUGCAACAUUUGAUGACGUUUGGUUUAAAUACCAAUCUGGCUAGUUCAGAAUGAAAAAAUAUAUAUAUUUUUAGAUUCAGUUACCUUGGGCUUUGGCAAGACAGUGCAUUUAACUAUAUAUGGUAUAUGACUGAUAUCAGAGGAAGCAUAAGCUUUUGGUGAUUGUGUUGAAAUUAUUUCAUAGUAAAUGUUCAAAUAAGACAAUACUAAUUAUUAUAUUUAUAAAUUAGUUGUACGUUUUUAUACAGUGAUUUCAGAGAAGAUGUGUUUUUUUUCCUCUUAGAACAGAAAAGCAGUUACAAAAGGACAAGUGGUCUACUUUAAUGAAAGAACUGUCUUACACCAGAAAGGAUAUUUAAAUUGUUCAUGGAUCUACCGACUCCCAAAUUCCAUUUUGGAAAGGGUUUUCUUUAAGCGUUAUUGCUUGAUGAAUUUCUUUUUGAGCCUUUUUAAGGGCUUUUCCUUUUUACUUGAAUAAUGGUCUCAGUAUCUUAAGGAUUGGGAAAACUUGAAUUUUUGUACUAUAAAUGCAUUGUCCACUCUUUGAACUUGAAAUUAAAGCAACAGGGUUACAAGUUCCCAGAUGGUAGAGUGGUUUCUGGGAGUGUUUCCUCAGCCUUUCAGGUUUGAUUCAAAAAUCUGCACAGUGGCUUUGUAGGAAAUGUUUUAAUUUUGCUUUGUGUUUUUGUAUCAUAGAAGACUUGUGAAAUAAAUUAUUGGCAAACCAGAAUUUAUUGUUAUAUGAGCAGAUUAUGGGAAGAUUAAGGAUGGGAGAAUUGUGGCAUUUAUGAUUUUUUAAAGUCUUCACAAAUCGUUCUCUGUGUUUUUGUAUAAUUUUUCCAUUUCAGGUUGAAGGAAACCUAAUAUUUUAUAUUAAAUGUACAUAUUAUUAACAUAUUUUGCACAUCUUGGCAUUAUUCUAGACAUUUUCUUAUAGCUGCAAAUGAGUCAUUAGGCUUUUCUUCAAAAUUUGGGUGACGAGGGCGCCAUGAUAUGAUUAAAAUGAACUUUGAACUGAGAAUAAAAAAAUCUAGGUUUCUGUUUCAAAUUAACUAGUUUUGUAAGGGCGAAUCACUUCUCUAAGCACUUAAUUUCUUCUAUAAAAGGAGAUAAUCUCAUCCCUCAUAGGGUUACUUUGACAAUUGAAUUAGAUAUGGGUGUAAAAAUACUUUGUAAUACAUGAAGUGCUUUGCAAUAAAAACAAGUACUAUUAUUUGUAUCUACCAUGGUUUCACAUCUAAGGAAGCCCUACAUAAUGAUUUGGUGUCCCCCCCACAUUAAGGUCUUAGAAGCUCAGUGUGGGGUUAGCAAUUCCAUGCUUUUUAGCAAUCCCAAAUUUGGGAAGAGAGGCAUGAUAAACCCUCACCUUUCUAAAAUGACAGUAGCAUUAAAUUCAACAUAGAACAGUUUUCAUUUACUUCCUUUACUUGUCUGUAAAGUCUCUAAAGGCAGGAAUAGUGUAGUGUCUCUUCAUAUCUUUAUCCCUAAAAUCUAACAUGGGACCUGGCUCAGAGCAGGAGUUCUGGUCAACUUUACGGAAUUAAUGAAUGAUUCUUUCUUAUUUUUUAUUUAAUUAUUAUUUAUUAUUAUUUAUUCUUUCUUAUUUCUUAUUUACAUCUAGUCACUAUUAUUAUUACUUCUGGUGAUUAUAGAACAGUGAUGUUCAAAAGGUGGGCCAGAGCCUAUAAGCAGUCUUCUCUUUGCUCAAGGCUAUUCUUGACUCUAAAUGAUAAAAGGUAUCUUUGUAGUACCAGGAGACUAGUGUGGGAAUGUGCGGUUCUUUGUAUGCCAGGUAACUUUACUCCUGGAAACCCGGUAGCCUGGGCCAAGGGAACUUCAGGCAGUGCUGUCAGACUGUCAGUUUCUCCCAGCCUGGAUAAGGAAUAUGUAUUUGGAUCACAUCACCUUCUUGACUCUGAAUCCAGAUAAGGUAGCCCGUAAAAAUCAGUCACAGGAAAGAGGAGGUAUAGCCUAGCUUGGUGACUAAUUCUGCGGUUUUGCUUUGUCGUUCAGUCUUAACCACUUUUCUAGUUUUGUCUUCUUUUCUUAACAUGCUAUCAGUCAUGUAUUCAGAGGGAUGUGCUUUAGAUGAUACUGCUUGGAAGGUGUGGAUAAUUCUAUUACACAAUAACAGUGGCUUUAGGGAAAGUUUAAGAAACAGUCAAGAAGCCCUUAUGCAGCAAUCUCUACUAUAUCCCAGUCAUUGCAGCUAACUGGCAGGGUUAUAAAGAAGGAUCACAUGAUUCCUUUCUUGUAGAAAAGUCUGCAAAUUUUAAAUAAUCAGUUUUCUUGUCCCUCUGUGCUCCCAAAAUGCUCUCAGCCAGCCUUAAGUCUUCUAAGCAGGAGAUAAGAGGAGUCCAGUCUGGGGACUGAUAUCUGAGGGCUCCCAAACCGUCAUAAUGCCUGCCCAAUUCACUUUAAGUUGAUGCCUGUUAGUCAACAAAUCCCACUAUGCAUACAGAGCUUUCAAUUAGCGUGUUUACUCCUCUUUUACAGUUAGCCAAAAAUCACUGGUCUUUUGAGAAAGGCAUCUCACAUAAUACAUAGGCCCAAAACAAACAAAAAUCAGAGGACAUAGAAACCGUGCAAGUCACAAAACUUUUAAAAGUAAAUCCAGUAUAUUUUCCAAAAUAUAUUUUCAGAGAAGCUUUUGCACCCAUUAAAAGAGAAUAGGAUGCCAUAAAAAAAAAUGAACAGAAAGAGAAUAAGAAAGAGUUCUUGAGAUUUAAAGUAUAAUCAGAUAUAUUUUUUUUUAUAAUCAGAUAUUUUUUAAAUCAGAAAAGUUGGAAGAUAAAAUUGAAGUAGGCCAGGGCGCCUGGGUGGCUCAGUCGUUAAGCGUCUGCCUUCGGCUCAGGUCAUGAUCCCAGGGUCCUGGGAUUGAGUCCCACAUUGGGCUCCCUGCUCCACGGGAAGCCUGCUUCUCCCUCUCCCACUCCCGCUGCUUGUGUUCCUGCUCUCACUAUCUCUGUCUCUGUCAAAUAAAUAAAUAAAAUCUUAAAAAAAAAAAUUGAAGUAGGCCAGAUAGUGAAACAAAAGACGGUAACGUGGGUAACAACAAGACAGAGACUCAAUAAAGGAGGCCCAAUAUCUGGCUAACAUGAUUUUCAGAAACAGAAUAGAGGGGGAAAAUGAGGAAAUUCUCAGAGAAAUAUCGGAAGAAAAAUUUCCAGAACUGAAGGAUAUGAGUUUCCAUAAUGAAAAGGACCAGGUUGGUGUAUUAAAAAGAUUUUAUGAUGGCAAAUCAUAAAAUUUCAGAACACUGGGGAUAAAGGAAAAUCUUAAAGGCUUCUUGGUCUGGAGUAGGGAUGGGAGAGUGGGAACAUACUAAGUACAGAGAUCUGAAUAGCACUGGACUUUCUGCCACAUUGAAGCAAGGAGAUAACAGGGAAUAACUUCAAAUUUUGAAGAAGUGAUUUUUAACCUAGAAUUUUAUGCCCAAACUUUCAUUCAAGUGUGAGAGUAAAAUAAACCCAUUUUGAGAUAUGCAGGGUCUCAAAAAUAUUUACCUGCCUUACAUCCUUUCUCAGUGAGUUACUGAAGGAUAUGCUUCCCCAGAAUGAUGGUUGAAAUCAAAAAAGUGGAAGAUCAAGAACCCAGGAAGUGGGGACUCCCAACACAGGACAGAGGGGAAGAGAAUUCCCUUGGUGAUGGAGAAGAAAAGCCAUGGGAUAUCAGCUGUGCAGCAGACCUAGAAUGCAACUCGUCCAAAUUGGAGCAGAAGGAAGGAGGGCACUAGGAAGUAUGUCUCUAGGAAAAAAUAACUGAGAGGAAUUUACAGUUUUUAUUUUAUUUUUUAUUUAUUGAGAGAGAGAGAGGUGUAUUUGGAGAGGGGGAGAGAGAGAAUCCUAAACUGGUUCCAUGCCCAGUGCAGAGCCUAGUGAGGGGCUUGAUCUCAACUCUGAGAUCAUGACCUGAGCUGAAAUCAAGAGUCAGACGCUUAGCUGACUGAACUGCCCAGACACCCCAGGAAUUUACAAUUCUGUCAGAUUUGUUGGGGAAGAAUUGGUGAUAGAUAUACACAGAAUACUGAGGAGAAAAAUGGAGCAAUUAGUAACUGCAGACAAAAUGGAAAAUUAAUGAAAAAAGGAAGUCUUGUUAUGAUACACUCUGUGAUUCAUUUAUGAACAAUAUUGAUUUAACUAACAAUUGUAGCAAAAUUACAUUGAGAGUCCAGGGAACGGAAGUAAGUGUGUGUGGCAGGUGGGUGAGGUUGGUGACUAUAACAGAAGUACAGUAUCAUCUCCCAUACUAGAGAGUCUGAAAAAAAAAAAAACCCACAACCCCCCCCCCCCCAGAAAAUAGCAAUUUAAGUGUUAUAUUUAGAAAUAGGAAGAAGAAAAACAGCCAAAAAAAGAAGGAAAGAAAGAAAUGGUUGCCUCUGGGGAGCAGGGAGCAGAGUGGGAGGAGUGAGGGGUCUAGGGUCUGCUAUUUUUCUUUGUAAGCUUUGUACUGUGACCUUUCCAACAAGGUAGGUGUAUUAUUUUUAUAAAAAGCAUAAACCACGUUUAGGAAAAGGCAAAUAAAUUUCAGCAGAAGCAGAGGGAGACCAGAAAGCAUGGGUUUAGAACAUACUACUAAAGUAGAAAAUGAGAACCUAAUAGCACUCUGUUAUCUUUGGUCCUAUAUGGAGCAACUUCCUAUUCAUCAUCUCCUCUCAUCCUCCUAGGAAGACAGCCAAAAGGGAUAUUUUCCCUCUUUUACAAUUGUGGAAGCCUGGUUUGGGGACUGGAAGACCUUUUUGAUUCCAGUUUGCUACAUCAUGAUGCUGCAUAGGUAUCUGUUUGGGUCUUUUUAGGUUUUUUAAUUUUGUUUUUUACCAAGGGAAGACAGCAGACCAGAAAGCAUCUUCUUUGACAUCCUGGGAAGGAUAUCAUGAAAACAAACAAGCGUGUGUGUGUGUGUGUGUGUGUGUGUGUGUGUGUGUGUGUGUGUGUGUGAGAGAGAGAGAGAGAGAGACACGAGUAUAUGUAUAAUGGUGUACAGGUAUCUAUAGUACAAGACCUGGCAAUUUGCCAUGAUGAGUGGAAUGCAAAGUACCAUGCGGUAUUCAUAGGUAAGGAGAUGUGUGUUAGGUGAAUUUCCUUAGAAGGCAGUAUAUGGGAAAAGUUCUGGGCUAGGUUCUGGGAAAGGUAAGAUCUCUAUAGUGUUAUCUCUGCCCACCCCUUAAAUAAGAUUGCCGUAAGUAUCCAGCUGGGCCAGAGUUUGAGGAACCCAAAAGAUCUAUAGACAAAAGACUAAUAAAGUGACCUAUAAUUAUCAAGGCAAUAUAUGACACAAGAGUGCCCUUUACAGAGUAAAAGCACAUGUUUAUGUUAAAUUACCAUGAUUGAAAUCACUUAAUGAAAGAUUUAUUAGUUUGUUACAAAAUGAUUGUAUUGGCUUUGAGCAAAAUACAAAAGUAAGAGUCUUUUCAAAGUGAAACUUUAAAUUCUAUGUCUAUCAGCUUUUAAUAAAUACUUGUUGAAUUAGUAAGAUAAUAUUUUGGGGAGAAAGCAGAAGGUACAGCAUUAAACAGCAUGAUUUAUUUCUGAAUUUUCUUCCAGAAAGACUGGGGAAAUCCCCACUGCCAAAACCAUUUAUUUAUAGCUAGACCAAAAAAAAAAAAAUUAAGGCCAUUUGUGGGUCUCUGUCUUCAUUGGCCCCUGGGGAGCAGAAUCUGACUCAAAAGGCUUUUUCAUUUUUAAAAAUUCUUUUUCUUCAUGACAUGAUAUUUGUAGUAAUUGAAACCCUUCCUACUUAGAUUAUGUUAGCAUCAUGAAUCGUUAACAUCAUUGUACUGAAGAUGUGUGUUGUAGCCUACAGAGCACUGGAAAUGAAGUUAAAACAGAAUUUAGGUACUAGUUCUGGCAAUUUAUUAGGUAAUCUGAAUCUGUCUGAACUUCAGAAGGAUACUCAUAUUUGAGUAAUGAUGAUGCCAACAUUAAAGGAGUUGGUUUAAGAUUAGAUACAUGUUACAUUAAUGUAAAGCUCUUUACGUUAUGACUGUGAUUACUUUGUACUCUUGGAUCACUUUUCUCCUAAGAUAAAGAGGAAAGUAGUGAAAAGAGCAUGGAUUUUGGAAUCUCUGGCCCUUGGUUCUCUACUCUGUAAAAUGGGCUUAUGCCCCUUCAUUAGAAUUAUUGUGAAAUUCAGAUACUGUACAUUUUAAUUAUGUAGAAUUGUGCAUGGUGGCAUCAAAGAAACUCAGUAAAAGAUUGCUGCUAUUAUUUCUUUGUCAUACAGAGGUCAGAAUCUCCCAGUAACCUCCAGGGCCUGCCACCAAUUGGCAUAUACUCAGAGGAAACUCUUGGGUGAAUGUGGAGUGGCCCACCCUUCUUGCAGGGCUCAUAAACCCCUCAAGUAUUGCCAUAAUGAUUUGCUCCAUCAAUCCAUUGAUGUUUUAUGUAUCUUGUCCUGCUUUUAUAGUAUGUUCUGCAGAAGGAUUACUCCUAUACAAUUCUUAGACAUUAAGGUACAUAUAUUUAGAUGUACUUCACCAAGGAACAAGUCAUUGAGGCUUAGAGUAAGAGCUUUAAUAGGUUAGAGGUAGAAAGGAAAUUUGGGACUGCAGUGGUGAAGAGGUAUCCCUUUCAUUGAAAUUCAAAAAUGAGUUGUAUUAGGAAAAAAUAAAGUCAUGGCAAGGGGAGUUUUAAGCUUCAAAGCUCUGAAUAAAGAGGGCUCAUUUAUACACUUAAGAAAUAGACCAAGUAAUAUGUAGUGAUUAAAAGUAUGUGCUUGAGAUGCAAACAGACUUGGGUUUGAAUUCUAGCCCUGCCACUUAAUAGCUGUGACCUACUACGACAAGGUACAUAAUCCCUCUUAGUCUCUGUUGCCUAAUAGCACUAUUUUAUGCAAGUAUUAGGAUUAAACGAGCGAAUGCAUGUGAAGCUCUUGACCCAUAGUAAGCAUUCAGUACAUGUUAACAGGUGCUGCUGUCUUCCUUGUGUGCAUAGAGCAGCAUGGAUGAGCCAGAGGCUUCAAGUUGAGGUGUAAUGCAGAGUAAGGUCAGAAGGAUAAAUUGAGACUACCUAGUUUGGAAUAAAUGGCUAAGGGAUUUGCUUUUAAUUAGGAAUUGGAGAUGCACUUAAGAUUUUUGAGUAGGUAAAUAACAUAAUAUAGAAUCCUAAAGUGACAGGGCUAGAAGACCCCUUAGAGGUUGCAGUCUAGACCCUUCCUUCACAGAUGGGGAAAGGGAGACCCAAAGGGUGACUUAAUUAGUUGCAGAACUGGGACUCAAAUCCAGCCAGGUCUUAUACCUCCCUUAGACUCAAUCAUACCACCAAAAUAAGUCCAAAGGAUUGUUCAACAUUUGUCAAGUGCUUAGAAAAUGGGUGUUGCUAGCAGGGUUGGGGAAAAAGGAAACUAUUCAGAUUUUGAUGUGUUAUUAAAUAAAAAUAGUCUUUCCAUUGGUACUUUCAACCAAACCAAUUAAGAUUUGAAAAAUCUUAGUUAGAAAGUUCCGUUGAUCACUGGCAGCCACCUCAGAAAAGCUUGUUAGGGCAAGUGAAAAUAUAUGACAUGGGUGGUUCUAGAAAGCUUUUAUGGCUAAUUACAGUAUUUGUACUGCUGGUGAGAUUAGAGGGUGAAGUUUUUCCUUAAAUAAAAUUGAAGAUCACUGCUUGUCCAGUAUCUUUUAAAAAUGCUGUUUCCCAAGAACUUUAAAUAGAAAAACAUUUAAAAAAUUUAAUUCCAGGAGGGCUCUUAAUACCUAUGUAGAAAGGCAUUACUACAAAGGUACUAAUAGAGUUUGGUUGGUAUUAUACCUUUGUGCUGAUAAGUUUUAAGUUUUUAGGUUAAUAGAAAAAUAUCUAAAUAGUUACAGCUUUAUACAUUAAUGAUGAAAUAAGAUAGCUUUUAAAUAUUUGUUUCUUGAUAAUUGUUUCUUAAGAUUAGUUCUUUAGGGAAAUACUAAAAUCUCAAACUUGUUUUUAUAUAUUGGGGCUCAAGGAAACAUUAUUUUUACCUGAAAGCUAUAUAAAAAUAUAUAACUAAAAUAGAUGUCGAAACCCAGAACAUAUAGUCUGUGAAUAUGUAUCUGAAUGCAAACCUCUUAUAGAAUUCUAAAUGCAGGGGCGCCUGGGUGGCUCAGUCAGUUAAGCGACUGCCUUUGGCUCAGGUCAUGAUCCCAGGGUCCUGGGAUCAAGUCCCACAUUGGGCUCCCUGCUCUGCGGGGAGCCUGCUUCUCCUUCUCCCCCUCCCCCUGCUGGUGUUCCCUCUCUCGCUGUGUCUCUCUCUGUCAAAUAAAUAAAUAAAAUCUUAAAAAAAAAAAAGAAUUCUAAAUGCAGUUCAGCAGUUCACAAAUGGAGAUGUUUGUGAUUAAUAUCAUUCAAACACAGAUUCUCAUUUAAUUGUGUUAACUGUUGUAAGAGCUAGGAACUCUAUAAUAGAGUUGUAAAGUCAUUUUAAUAUAUCUAGCCAUUUUGUAGUUGCUGUAUAUUUCUGCUAAACUUAGUUCUCUAGCUUAAGAGUUAUUUUCAGAAGAAACUAACUUUAAAACUGAGUAUUUGUUAAGCAUUAUGAAAUAUGAAUAUUUUCUUAGAAAUCAUAAUUUGAUUAUUUGAUUAUAUAAAAAUAUAGCAUGAGGAAUGUAUCUUGAUCAUGUGUGUGUGGUGUAUUAUGAAUGGGUGAUUUUGAGAAGAUUUGGUUCUGGGCAUAUAAUGCUUUAUAAAAUAAGGAAAUAAUGUAAGUCAAACAAUAGAGUAUUAAGCUGUACUAAGAAGGCAUUUGAUACAUGGUCUUACUCAGUAAUAUAAUUGAAAUAAGUAUUUGGAAAUUAUCAGAGUUAUCAGAAACAUGUAUUUGAAAUAUGACUUUGUAUAUAAUAGUUUUGUGACUUCAAAUUUAGCUGACUCAUAGAUUACCUCCCCUACCAGCUUUUUAAUCAAAAUGACACUUUUUGUGUUCACUUUUGUCAGGUAACAGUUCAUGAGUAUUUCCUGCUUCUUGGGCCUCUCCAUGAUGGAUUACUAUGAAGAAGAAGAAACAAUAACAAAGCAGGAAAAGGUUGACAGUGCAGUUAGCAUUUAUGCCUUAUCUAUACAUGAUUUGGGACCGUUUUGCCAAACAUUGAAUUAUUUUCCUGUGGGAAACUUGAGCCCUAAAAGGAAAUGAACAUAGCUAAAAGACUGCAUAUCACAUGGGACUUAGGUUUAUUUUUAGAAUGGCACUAUAAUGCCAUAUUUGGAUUGAAAUAAUGUGGUAGCAGUACAUUAUUUUAUUAAAAAGGUAUCUUUUCUGAAGAAGUCAUCUAAUUUUCUGUCACAUUGUAUCCCAUAGAGUUAACGUAAGAAGUAUGUAACUAUUUAGCUGACAAGUGCUAAAGUAUGUAUUAAAGUUAGAGGCACUUACUUGUCUGGCAGACAUUACUGGAGCCUGCUUUCUGAGUCUGCUCUGUAUAAUAUUCUCUGGCAGUUCAUUGUCAUAGUACAUAGUUGUCUUUUUGUUGUGCAUGUUUAGAGUAAGUUGUUUUCUUUAUUGGAUGGGAAAAAGAGAGUAAAGGAAACUAGUAGCAUUGGGCAUUAGUAUAGUUAUCUGAUUGUCUAGAAAUGGAAGAGCACUUUCCUAAAUGAGACAAAAAUAGAGAAACCCAAAUGGGUUUUGCUUCUGAGAAAUGAUUUUUUUUUUUUUUUUAAAGAUGAUUAGCAAAGGUAUUUCAUACUGAGCUCUACGGUGUUCUGGUUAGCAUUAUUCAUAGGUAAAAAAACAAAAACACUUAUUGCAUCAUUUAUAUUAUGUGUCAGUUUUUCCUGCUACCUGAAUUAUCUUCUUUAAAAUUUCAUUUGGUUGAGAUAAAUUAUGAUGUUGGUAAUAUACAGUGGUUCUCUGAAUUAUGUCCUAAAUUGCAGAUCCCCCACAGGGCACUAGGUAUUAAACAGGAAAACCUGCCAAAUACACAUUUUGUCCGUUGGCCUCUCUCCCAAAGUUGGAAAUAUGCCAACGUCAUAAAUCUCAAGUCUGAUGGGAAAGAACCACCACUGAUGUACAAGGUCUUAUGAUUAAGAUACAUGUUGGAAUCCACCUAGCAAUAAGGGAAAAUGCCUUUUCUUUGAAUAACUUCUAGAAGGGCCACAUGUUGAGGUUUUCUUCACUUGUUUUUAUGUUUAAGAGCAUUAUAUAUUUCUCUGUCUACUUGUUGUUAGGGCCUUAAU
Mirounga angustirostris (Northern elephant seal) is the source of this 13963-nucleotide messenger RNA. RefSeq names its product G protein-coupled receptor 21 (gene GPR21). Bases 1 to 1050 code for a protein of 349 amino acids. Gene Ontology annotation, molecular function: G protein-coupled receptor activity. Gene Ontology annotation, cellular component: membrane. The record is from RefSeq and is a predicted model, not a curated record. Lineage: Eukaryota; Metazoa; Chordata; Mammalia; Carnivora; Phocidae. The transcript has a single exon. Gene Ontology annotation, biological process: G protein-coupled receptor signaling pathway.